AACUCUUCCAAAAUUCCCAUAGAUGUGAAUGGAACAGUGGCUUCCUCUGCUCUGCCUAAAUGGGGAUUUGUGACCCAACCUCACGAUCUGGGAUUCAGGCAGUGGAUCGUCAUGAAGUAUCUUGCUCCGCCUAUAUAAAUUCUUUGGUAACACUGCUCGAAUUUCACACUCCAGGAACUCCUCCACCUAGGCUGCUGCAGAAUUCAUGCAGUGGUCCAUCUUCAUCCAUAUAGACUGUCUUGGUCCGACGUCAGAGUGAUUCUAUUGUUCUGGCAAAAUUGAAAUGUCUUCGCGAAUUUCGUUACUUUUUGCGCCCGUAACGGAGAUGGUUAAAAUAAACUAAAGAAUAUUAGUUAAUUUAAUUGUAGCAGUUACUGGCCUAAGCCGAACUAUAACUAGAUGAAGUGAAAUAUAUAUUUUUGUAGGUACUUCACAAUGGAUUCCAUAGUUGAAUCUGCUGAAGUUGACUCACCCAAGAAUGGCAAGAUAGUCACUACUUCCUACUUAAUGAGUUGGUCUGUGAGGACAAACACUAAGAAGUUUUAGUCUAGAGACAUCGAACAUUUCUCACCUCUCUGAUUUUGUAAGGUGAAAUGUAUUUGACCAAAUUAUGUUGCUAUGAACUCUACGGUACAGAUAACAACAAAACCAAGGCAUUUCACGUUAUUGUGGAUUAAGACCAUUUGCAGUAACAUUGACUAGCUUGCUAGCCAGCGUUAGCCAAGUUUGCGACGGUAACGACAUCAAGGUGGCAGACAAUCAAGACUGCGUGGACCCGGUGGAAUAAUGUUUGUCACUCGGCACUAAACUGAAAUAAAUAAGUACGUCAAUGAACUUACUAAAGUUUUGCUAUAACUGUAAAUACGAUGAUGGAUAUGUCACGUUAACGUUACGUGUUGUAACCUGCUGGUGUAUUUAGCUAGCUUGCUAGCAGUGGCAUGACAGCUGAAUUCACUUCAAAUGUUUCGCUUUGUUCAUUGGGGACAGUCGUUUGAAAGAUCUCAAUCUAUAUAGAAUACAUUUGAUCGCAGUCUGUUGUAAAUGCCUAAUUCGGACGUCAUUCGGGAGGCCCGAGGAAGGAGCCCGUUGGCACUGAGAAAUUCCGGGCAGGCGAGGCAAAGUAAUCCUGUAAGCAGUGCCGUUUUACGAAACAAACAUCGAGAGAAGAGGCGGUCAUCGUCUUCACGGCGGAAGAGGCACAAACAUGGGAAAGAAAAGCCCAUUCACACCCAACACGAGCCCAAUAGCGAACGUAGAUGUUAUUUUGAAAGAGACGGGGAGCUAAGGACUAUGGUGGAGUACGACGAUGUAAGCUCUCAGUCAGAGCGUUUCUCGGGGAGCCCCUCGCCCAAACACGGUGCUAACCGAUCAGAGGACCUACUCAGUGAUGGAGAUUUUGUAGACAGUAGCGGCCCUACUUCACCAGAUAGGAGGUCACGAAGACAGCACAACCCAUUGUUUUUGAAGAGAGAUGGACAAAGUCGUCCUCCAUCUGAGAGAAACAGACAGGAAAGUGAACACAGAAGAAAGGAUCCACCAAACAAUGAAAGAGACUCCAAAGUUGAUAUUGGGGGCAGACCUGAGAAGAGAAACAACAGAGACGGCACAAAAAUCAGCAACAGUAAUGUUAAGAAGUCGUUGUCGAGUUUUCCCCAAAGGCCUUUGGGUAAAAGUGAGUCCAAACGACACAAAAGUAAAAGCAGGUCUGAAAAGGACCCCCCUUCAUACAGGGAUACACCACAAGCAUAUAGAGAAGAAUGCGAAGAACUGCGGGCCUAUGGAAGAAGUCCAGGACAGAAGUCCAGGACAGAAAGUACAUAUGGGACGUCCUGCUCAUUCGGCUACCAGUCCCCAGGCUCUAACUACCAGUCAUCAAAGAGAAGAGAAGAGAAGAGACUUUCCCCCGGUUCAGCAUACUGUGGUCGAGAUGCGGAUUCAUAUGAUGCACACAACAUUACAAAGUCUCCAGGUGUGUACGGAUAUAACAAAAGAAAGCGAUCCCCUGCAAGCCCAAGCUGUUGGCGGAGAUCCCCAAGCUAUGGCCGACAUAGCCCAUAUGAACAAGGAGAGAUUGCCUCUAGUCCCUAUAGUGUUUCGAGACGAUCAGGAAGUCCCUACCGAAGGUCUUCAAGUCCAAGCCCAGGCAAAAGUCGUCGACCUGCCGAGUCUCGCAGCCGAAGCCCAUACACCUCGUCGUGUCAGUCCCGUUCCCGAAGUCGCCACCGCCACUCCCGCUCCCACAGCAGGCCCUCCAGCUUGUCUCCGAGCACAAUGACAUUCAAGAGUAGUCUGGCAGCUGAGCUCAGCAAGCAGAAGAAAGUUAAAGCUGCAGAGGUUGCUGCCCGAGCGAAGAGCUCCUCCUCAUCAUCAUCAUCAGCCAUCAAGGGCUCCACAUCCGCAGCCUCUGUGCCUCAAAACAACCACACUUCCAACCAUGCUACUUCGAAAAUGUCUCGACCACCUUCACCCCCGCCACCUCACCGGGAGAGGAGUUCCAGGAACCCUAUGUCUAGCAAACCUCCCCCUAUGUCACCUCUCGCCAAGACCCCGAAGAGGACAUCAGAGGUCCCUCUUGCCAGCAGCAGAAAUGCCAAAAGCGAGGAAAAUCUGCUCAUACAACGGGAGAAAAAUAAAGCCAUGGUUGGCCAGAGUAAAGAAAAAGAGCAGGUCACCGGAGCACCAGUAUGCACAGUGUCUGCUGUCCCUCUGCCAUCCUUCCUGUUGGAACAUGUGGAUGGGGUCAACAGCUUUAAGGAGUGCUUGCCGGCACACACAGGAAAACGGAAGCCAGAGAGGAGAGCGAGACAACUCCUUUCAGACCUCCCACUUCCUCCAGUACUCCCUGUGGACACUUCUACAGCCAGUCCAUCAGAUGACAAAAAGAUCCCCACUCUGGCCAGGAGGCCCAAAAUAUGUGGUCCCCGGUUUGGAGAGAGUAAUGAGGCGGAAAUUGAUUGGGGGAAACGAUGUGUCGACAAGUUUGAGAUCAUUGGGAUCACUGGAGAGGGUACUUAUGGACAAGUGUAUAAGGCAAAGGACAAGGACACAGCUGAAAUGGUGGCUCUGAAGAAAGUUCGUUUAGACAACGAGAAGGAAGGUUUCCCCAUCACCGCCAUAAGGGAAAUAAAGAUCCUCCGUCAACUGAACCACAAGAGUAUAAUCAACAUGAAGGAGAUCGUCACCGAUAAAGAGGACGCUGUUGACUUUAAAAAUGAUAAAGGGGCAUUCUAUUUAGUGUUUGAGUACAUGGACCAUGACCUUAUGGGGCUUCUGGAGUCCGGCUUGGUGCACUUCAAUGAGAAUCACAUCAAAUCCUUCAUGAGGCAACUUCUUGAAGGGCUUGACUACUGCCAUAAGAAGAAUUUUCUGCACCGGGACAUAAAGUGCUCAAAUAUCCUUCUCAAUAACAAGGGCCAGAUUAAACUGGCUGAUUUUGGUCUGGCCAGACUAUACAACUCUGAAGAAAGCCGACCAUAUACCAACAAGGUGAUAACGCUUUGGUACAGACCUCCAGAGCUGCUGCUGGGGGAGGAACGAUACACACCUGCCAUUGAUGUGUGGAGUUGUGGGUGCAUACUUGGGGAGUUGUUCAUCAAGAAGCCCAUCUUUCAGGCCAACCAGGAGCUCGCUCAGUUGGAACUCAUUAGUCGAAUAUGUGGCAGCCCUUGCCCAGCUGUGUGGCCCGAUGUCAUCAAGCUACCAUACUUCAACACGAUGAAACCAAAGAAACAGUACCGUCGACGGCUGAGAGAGGAAUUUUCUUUCAUCCCUUCCGCAGCCCUGGACCUGUUUGAUCACAUGUUGGCCCUCGACCCCAGCAAGCGCUGCACAGCGGAACAGGCCCUAAGAAGUGAAUUUCUCAAAGACGUAAACCCAGCCAAGAUGCCCCCUCCUGAUCUACCUUUGUGGCAGGAUUGCCAUGAACUGUGGAGCAAGAAGCGGCGCAGGCAGAAGCAGAUACCGGAGGAGCUCUUGGUCCCCAAAGCACCACGCAAAGAACUGGGCUUGGAUGAUAGCCGCAGUAACACCCCACAGGGCUUCCCUGUACCUGGGGUACACAAAGGUCUGGCCACCGCUGCCCUUCCAGACCCAAAAGCUGGAAGCCCACAGCUGACGCAAGAGCAGUUGGCUGUACUGUUCAAUUUGCUUCAAUCCAAGAAUAACCCAGCCACGGCAUCAGCCUCCGCUCAACCUCCCCAUGCCAUGGACUCCAAGAUGAACCUGGAGACUCUGCAGCAGUUGAGCAGAGCUCCUCAUCCAGGACCUGUGGAGCAGGAUAACCCUUCUGAGACCUUCGCUCCGCCUCUACCCGCCUCUCAGACUCCCAAAGUCUUAAACGCCUCCCAGCCUCUCUCUUCCCAACUGCCAGGUGUGAGUGUGCCUCGUACCCCACCACUGCCUAGACCUCCGUCACCCCUCCCUGCUGAGCACAAAAUGGAGGGGGGAGAGGCCACAGAAGCAGCUGCCACCCAGACAGCUGUCACUAUGUUCCUUGCUCAACUGCUGAAGGUGCAGCAGGCUCAGCUCCAGGCGGAUGGAGAAGGCCUCAACACCAAUCCCGGAGGGGAGGGGACUGACCUGCCAAAAGGAGUUCCAUUUGGGUCAGCCGUGACGCCUUCUCGGUUGCCCCCAUCCAAAGUCAGCCAGCCUACCAAACCCAGCCCUGUGUCUCCAGUAUCUGAUGGAAGUGAAGUGCCGUCUUCUUCCAGACCAUUGGAGUCUCUAUCCAUCUUACCCCCCGACCAGAGACCUCCCGAGCCACCCGAGCCGCCCCCUCAUUGUGAAGAUCUGGACUAUCGACAAACCCACUUCCCCUCUUCCGGUUUUGGGGAUGGCUACCGCAGUCAUAUGAUGAGUGGGGAAAUGGCUUCUCAUACCCUAAGGGAGGUGUCAUGUAGUGUCCACAAACAAGAGGCCGCUGCUGCUGCUGCAGGUACAACAGGGCCCCAGGAUUGCUUAUCUGCUGGAGGUACAGGAGUUGCCACAGCUGGGUCAGGCGGGGGGGUGGUGGUGGUAAUAACCCCAACAGCAUGGUGUUCAGUGGUGAUAAGGACCACCGGUUUGAAUACAGCAACAGCCCUAUGCCUGUUGAGGGCUCCUCCAGCCGCCACCUCUACAACCACACCAUUGCAGGAAAGGGUGUUGCUGCUCCCCUCUACCCUCCUCCUCUGGCAGCCUCAACAUCACACCCUGGCCAAGCGUGGGGAUCCCCCUCUCAGUCUGUCGCCCCGCAUCUCCCCCAUGGAUUCACCCCUCACAUGAGCGCCGCAUCACUGAGAGGACGGGGGGGUCCCCCUUUCUGACCUGCAGUCUAAGCCCAGUUAAAUUCAGUUACAUUCACUGUUCACUUGUGACCAUGACCCGCGAGAGGAAAUGAAAUGAAAUGAAAUGAAUAUGCAAAGAUGCAGACUAGCCUCCAUAUGUUUACUGGACUCUUAAUAAUACUAAGGAGGUGUUUUUAAGACAUUAUGCGCCUAUGUAAUAGGAAAACUCCCAGGGCAUCUUUGAGGGUGAGCUUUUCCUACUCAUACAUUAUUUUUGGUUUUGGUUUUGUAAUCGACAAUUGUGUUUUGAAAGUCUUUCACCUGCACUUCCAUAGGGAAAACUGUAUUAAAAAAAGUUUUGAACUACUGAAUGAAGUUGGAAGAAUCAUUAUAGGUAUGGGUAGAUCAUUUUAAACACAAACACUUCUGAUUCUUCACCGGAGGAUUUCAAUUGGACUGUGUAGAGACCAGUAGCACUUGGCUGACUGAAUGUAUGGAAAGCUACUGAAUGACCUUGGAAAUCAGGUGUUUCUUUGAAACCACACCCACCAGCCCUCGUCUAGAUCUGUUCUACAAUUGAAAGACAUUCAACCAAGAUCGAAAAGAGAUGAGCAAACAAUGUCUGUUUUUAUACUUAUUUCCCUUGCCAGAAUUUAUUAAAGAAAUGCCAGCAAUAA
This is a messenger RNA of Clupea harengus (Atlantic herring), 5941 nucleotides long. RefSeq names its product cyclin dependent kinase 13 (gene cdk13). Gene Ontology annotation, molecular function: cyclin binding; RNA polymerase II CTD heptapeptide repeat kinase activity; ATP binding. NCBI's taxonomy places the organism in Eukaryota, Metazoa, Chordata, Actinopteri, Clupeiformes, Clupeidae. Gene Ontology annotation, cellular component: cyclin/CDK positive transcription elongation factor complex; nucleus. The record is from RefSeq and is a predicted model, not a curated record. Gene Ontology annotation, biological process: protein phosphorylation; positive regulation of transcription elongation by RNA polymerase II.